AUGUCUUUCUCCAAAACCACAACCAAGCCUCCCCCACCCCCACGGCUGAAAAGGUCCAUUGGAACAGCGCAACCCCGGGAAUGUCUGCCAGGGAUGUUCAGGUGCAACGACGGCAGGUGCAUUCACUCCCGUCAAGUUUGUGAUGGCGAUGGCGACUGCCGUGACAAGGAAGACGAGCAAACAUGCUGUGGGUGUCCAGAAUACCAUGUUGGCUGCAAGGAUCAUUGUUAUCCCGAGUACGAGCGAUGUGACUUUUGUGGAGAAACUGGCUGCGACGAUGUGACUCCCCCUUGCAAAGAGGGGUAUUUCCAGUGCUCAGAAGGGCGGUGCAUAAGUAACCAUUUCCGUUGUGAUGGACACCAAGACUGCAGUUGGUAUGGAGAAGACGAGAAAAACUGCACCACGUGUAAGGAAUCGUUUCUCUGCCAGACGGGGGAAUGCCUGCCUUAUCACUCGCGCUGUGACGUCACCAAGGACUGCCCGGGCGGGGAAGACGAGAGUCGGUGUGGUAAGUUGCCAGACCGACGUUCACAGACAUUCACAUAUUUUAUUAACUAUUCAGCUGACAAGAAACUAGACUUAUACAGACUAUCAGCAUGA
Molecule: messenger RNA, 600 nt
Organism: Penaeus monodon (black tiger shrimp)
Lineage: Eukaryota; Metazoa; Arthropoda; Malacostraca; Decapoda; Penaeidae
Product: low-density lipoprotein receptor-related protein 4-like
Exons: 4
Coding region: 1-600 (199 amino acids)
Cellular component (GO): plasma membrane
Molecular function (GO): protein binding
Source: RefSeq, a predicted model, not a curated record